AUGGAUGAAGCAGGUUCUCGAGAAACUGAAACAGCUAAAAUCCUGAAGCACGAUCGACUCACUUUCAGUGCUGCCAUCUAUGAAAAUUACCUACACCAUUUUGAGGUAGUAAAGCAUACGAAAUCUUCGACUUUGAUUAGAGGUACACAAAUUGGGGCAUUGUACAGAGUUCUUGUCGUCACAGAACGUCUUGCCAAUUCAAUUCACCUCACCUACAUUGAAAACUGUCCGAAGACAGUCAUGCUUCCGCUGCUGGCUACCCUAACCAGUAUGGUCGUUGUACUGGAAGAUAGCAUUGUAUGGUAUUUCAAGCUCCACUUCAAACUUGACUGA
Messenger RNA from Dovyalis caffra, 333 nucleotides. The record is from the annotation of a GenBank genome assembly. Lineage: Eukaryota; Viridiplantae; Streptophyta; Magnoliopsida; Malpighiales; Salicaceae.